GCAUCGCGCCCGGCUGGGGCCGUCGGGGGGAGUUGGGGGCCCGGCGCCCGGCCGGGCUGCAGCGAGGAAACGCCAGAAGUCGGGCACCAUUCGUUUUUUUUGGCUUUAAACAGCAGGGGAUUGAGUGCGAGAGGGGGAACUGGGGGCUGACCGUGUCCCGGGCCGGCCCUCGUGCGCGACAGCCGCUUUUAGCUGCAGUAAGGCUCCUGGUUCGCUUCCCAGCCUGCGCUCAGCCUCUGGUAAUCAGGCGUGCUCCGUGUUUUCUGCUUUGCAGCACACUUGUCUCUUCCCUUUCCCCAGUCCAGUGGCACUGGGUACGCGGUCCUUUCUAAACGCAUUCGCAUCUGCCCUGCUCUGACCGCCGAGUCUCUUCUUAAACCGCCCUAAAACAGGUCACUGGAAAAUCGCGUAACGUGCUGCAAAUACCUUGGCUUUUUUUUUUUUUUCACGCAAUCUGCAAUGCUCGGGAGCCACCGACCGUAUUUAGCUGUUUAUCCAAUUUUACUUUGAAUGAUUGCUUCAGCAGGCUUGGUGGAGAUCAAAGAACCCCUCCCUGACAUGUUCGCCUUUCAUUAGCGCGAAGCCCCGGAGCGGCCGGGGCAGUCCCCUGGGAACUUUGCCGUUUCGGCACCGUUUGGGUAAGGAGGGCGCAGAGAUUUGGAGGCUUUGUCCGCCCUCUGAUCUCCAGUUCGGCCGGGAUGGAGAGGGCGAAAAAAGCCCUAGGUGCAGAUGCGAGCACCCCAUCCCUAACCAUCCCUAACUUUCUAUCCGCUUCUCUGGUGCCAAAGGACACCCCCGGCGGGGAGAUGCUCGAGUCCCCCCCUCCCUGCGCCCCUCAGCCCCCCGGCUUUGCACGGGACGGGGCGGCGCAGCCAUGCCCCGCUUCUUCCAGAGCAUCACCUGCGGGUAAGGAGGUGCCACCGAGGGUAGGGGCACCCUGGGUGUGUUCCCCCCCCCCGCUUCCCCGCUCCUAGAAUUUAUCUGGGGCCGAGGCUCAGGGAUGAAGUCGGCGGGCAGCGAAAGAGCACGCACAUUUUGUGCUCCCCCCCCCCCCCUCUCUGCCCCCUCCCCGCCCCCGGCAGCCUCUCCUGCCGGCCUGGGAAGCCGGGGAGAUUUAGAUCUGCGAGGCUUUCAGCCAUCACGUGUUUAAAUAGUUGAUAUAAAACCCCAGCGCAGGGGAGCCAGGCGGGGGGACUUUAAGACCAGCCCUCUCCAGGGACCCUUUUGUUCGGCUCUCGAACAUAAGCACCUUCUUCGCCUCGCCGGGACUUCAGCGGCAACUUUGGCCGAGCGGCACCGGCGAGCCCCGCCGCGAUGUCCCGCUCCUUCUACGUGGACUCCCUCAUCAUCAAGGACUCGUCGAGGCCGGCUCCGUCCCUGCCCGAGCAUCACCACCACGGCCAGGAUUUCUUCAUCCCCCUCGGCGUGCCUUCCCCUCUCGUCAUGUCGGUGGCGGGGCCGGGCUGCCCGUCCCGCAAGAGCGGCGCUUUCUGCGUCUGCCCGCUCUGUGUCACCUCGCACCUGCACUCCUCCCGCGGUGCUGGUGGCGGUGGCGGCGGCGGAGGAGGAGGAGGAGGUGGCGGGGCCAUCCCCCUGCUCAAGGGCCAGUUCCCCGCCGCCUCCGGCUCCCCCGAGGCGCAGUGCUGCCCGAGGGCCGGCCACGCUCAGCACCCUCCUCAGCACCCACCGCCCGCAGUGCCCGCCGCCGCCCUGGGGCACCCAGCGCAUCACCCACCUGCCUGCGCCGCCACCGCCUACAGCGUCAGCGACCCCCGGAGGUUUCACUGCCUCGGCAUGGGAGGGUCCGACGCCAGCCAAAUGCAAAACGGGAAGAGGAUGAGGACGGCUUUCACUAGCACCCAGCUCCUGGAGCUGGAGCGGGAGUUCUCCUCCAACAUGUACCUGUCCCGCCUGCGGCGGAUCGAGAUAGCCACCUACCUGAACCUCUCCGAGAAGCAGGUGAAGAUCUGGUUCCAGAACCGGCGGGUGAAGCACAAGAAAGAAGGCAAAGGCACUCAGCGAAACUCCCACGGGGGCUGCAAGUGCAGCACCGGCCAGGGGCACUACCCCAGGUCGGAGGACGAGGAGUCUUUAUCCCCCUCAUCGGCUACCGAGGAGAAGGAGAUCUCCCCGCUAUGAGCCCCCCGCAGCCCCCGGGGUGCAGGGCGGCACACCUGGGGCCGCUCAGCUCCCCCUCCGUGGCAGCAGCCGUCUUUUGGGGCGCCGGUGCUCCCCUGGGGAUGCUCCAGCCACCCCGUGAGCCCGGCAGCAGGCACCUGCUCCUCCGAGCUUGCACCGCGGGACGGGACCCGCACUGCCCAGGGGUCCUCCCGGGGCAGUCUGAAGGGAGAAGGAAAGAAGGAAGGAAAGGAACAAGCGUAUUCGGAACCUGAAAUUAAACAGAAAACUUGUAGGGCUGACAGCCGCCCGGACGGACUCCUUAACGCGAAUAAGAAAAGCAAUAAAGCUCAAGUCGUUUGGGUUUGGGACGUCGGUUUGUUUGUGAAUAGUUUUAUAUAAAAUUUAUAUUUAUAUUUAUUUAAAUAAAUGAGA
Molecule: messenger RNA, 2553 nt
Organism: Cygnus olor (mute swan)
Lineage: Eukaryota; Metazoa; Chordata; Aves; Anseriformes; Anatidae
Gene: GSX2
Product: GS homeobox 2
Exons: 2
Coding region: 1315-2139 (274 amino acids)
Biological process (GO): regulation of DNA-templated transcription
Cellular component (GO): nucleus
Molecular function (GO): DNA-binding transcription factor activity, RNA polymerase II-specific; sequence-specific double-stranded DNA binding
Source: RefSeq, a predicted model, not a curated record